Messenger RNA from Argiope bruennichi, 1048 nucleotides. It is a transcript of the gene Phb1, whose product is annotated as protein l(2)37Cc-like. NCBI's taxonomy places the organism in Eukaryota, Metazoa, Arthropoda, Arachnida, Araneae, Araneidae. The record is from RefSeq and is a predicted model, not a curated record. The transcript has 7 exons. The coding region runs from base 120 to 938 and encodes 272 amino acids. Gene Ontology annotation, biological process: mitochondrion organization. Gene Ontology annotation, cellular component: membrane; mitochondrion.
AAAUGAAGUGAAGUAAUGUUUAUAACUUGAAAUGUACCGUGAAUGGCAACUGUAAAAAUCGACUACAGAAAGUUACCUAACCUUCCUCGUAUUCCUCGUGUUAAUAGACAUAAAGAAAAAUGGCUGCUCAGCUUUUUAAUAAUAUUGGAAGACUUGGAUUGGGGCUUGCAAUUGCUGGUGGUGUCGUAAAUUCUGCACUAUAUACAGUUGAUGGAGGUCAUAGAGCUGUAAUAUUUGAUAGAUUUGUUGGAGUUAAACAGAUAAUUGUUGGUGAAGGAACACAUUUUCUGAUCCCCUGGGUUCAGAAGCCAAUCAUUUUUGAUGUCCGAUCAAGACCCAGAAAUAUUCCUGUCAUUACUGGAAGCAAGGAUCUUCAAAAUGUCAACAUUACUCUCAGGAUUUUGUUCCGACCUGUUGCCUCUCAGCUACCUAAAAUCUACCAAACUCUAGGAAAUGAUUAUGAAGAAAGAGUUCUUCCUUCCAUUACUAAUGAAGUAUUAAAAGCUGUAGUUGCACAGUUUGAUGCUAGUGAAAUGAUCACACAGAGAGAACUGGUUUCUCAAAAAGUGUCUGAAGAACUAACUGAAAGAGCAUCUCAGUUUGGCCUUAUUCUAGAUGACAUUUCCAUUACUCAUUUAUCAUUUAGCAAAGAAUUUACAAUGGCUGUUGAAAUGAAACAGGUUGCUCAACAAGAAGCUGAAAGAGCUCGUUUCUUAGUAGAAAAGGCUGAGCAACACAAAAAAGCCACAGUUAUAACAGCUGAAGGUGACACACAAGCUGCAGCACUCUUGGCUAAAGCAUUUGGUGAAUCUGGUGAAGCUCUCGUGGAGUUGCGUCGUCUGGAAGCUGCAGAAGAUAUUGCCUACCAGAUGUCUAAAUCUCGGAACGUUGUCUAUCUGCCAUCAGGGCAAGGAACGUUAUUGCAAUUGCCUCAGUAGAGUUAUCUGAUCUAGGAGCCAUUUCAAAACAAAAUUGAAAGUUUUGUAAUCAUAUGAAAGUUACUAAUCAUGUCAAGAUAUUCAAUAAAUACUGUAGUUUUGUUUAGAAA